UAUUGCAAUAUACUUUAGAAUCUUUUUUUUUUUAAUUUCAAUUAAUCUUUUUCAGGCAAGGUCUAGCUGGGCUGAAUCUGACCCCGGUUAAAAUCUGGGCUCGAUCUCAUAGACCUUGCCAUUUCUAGAAACUUUGUUCUUAAAAAUUUAUAAAAUUAAAUUUACAAAAAAAAAAAGGAAAGAAAAAACAAAAAAAAAGAGCAAAAAAAUAUACUUGGACCAAUGGCGUCGAAGCUCAAUUUGGCCCUUCUUAUGAUAUCUUUCUGCAUGCUGGUUCCAAGCUUGAAGGCAGAGACACAAAAUGACACCCUCAACAUUGCUGAGUUCGACUCUGUAUGGCAGCAACGAGCCCUGAAAGCUCAGAAGGCAGCUCUCAAGGCCUACCAACCCAACCCGGAACAAGUAACCGAGGACUUCAACGAAAGCGUUGAAAUGACCAUCAUUGAGGACGACCACGACGAUGAUCAUGCUGCGGGCAACAGCACAGGGAGGCAUCUGUUAGGCAAACGUUACACGGGCCCUUGCAAGGCCACAAACCCUAUCGACCGCUGCUGGCGGUGCCAGGCCAACUGGGCUGACAACCGCAAGCAUCUGGCCAGCUGCGUGAAAGGCUUCGGCCGCAAGACACGCGGAGGCAAGAAAGGGGCUUACUACAUCGUCACCGACUCUUCCGACGACAAUAUCCAUGACCCUAAGCCCGGAACCCUACGUCACGCCGUGAUCCAAAAGCAACCCUUGUGGAUCAUAUUUGCACGCAGCAUGGUCAUCAGGCUGACCCAGGAGCUCAUAGUAACAAGCCACAAGACAAUUGACGCACGCGGGGCAAAUGUGCAUAUUGCUCAUGGCGCUGGGAUCACACUCCAGUUCGUGCAGAACGUGAUUAUUCAUGGCCUCCACAUCCACGACACUGUACCGGGCAAUGGAGGUAUGAUCAGGGACUCCGUGGAUCACAUCGGGAUUCGCACGCAUAGCGACGGAGAUGGUAUCUCCAUCUACGGAUCGUCUAACAUUUGGCUCGACCAUCUUUCUAUGUGGAAUUGCGCCGAUGGGCUCAUCGACGCCAUUCAAGGGUCCACUGCUAUAACCAUAUCCAACAGCCACUUCACCCGUCACAACGACGUGAUGCUUUUCGGAGCUAGCGAUGGGUUUUCUGGGGAUGCAAUCAUGCAGAUAACGGUUGCAUUUAACCAUUUCGGCAAGGGAUUGAUACAGAGAAUGCCAAGAUGCAGAUGGGGAUUUAUCCAUGUUGUGAACAAUGACUACACACAUUGGCUCAUGUAUGCCAUCGGAGGAAGCUCUCACCCCACAAUUAUCAGCCAGGGCAACCGAUUCAUCGCCCCACCGAACCAGGCUGCAAAAGAAGUGACGAAGAGAGACUAUGCACCGGAGAGCGUAUGGAAGAGCUGGCAAUGGAGAUCAGAAGGAGAUCUUAUGAUAAACGGAGCAUUCUUUGUUCAAUCUGGUGUGCCUAGCAAGAACCAUGGAUUUGGAAGGUUAGACGUCAUGAAGGCAAGGCCAGGUACAUACGUCACAAGGCUCACACGCUUUGCAGGUUCUCUCAACUGCAAGGUUGGCCACCCAUGCUAGAACAAACAUAAAAGAGCUAACUAUAUAUCAAUGGUGAUCAAAUGGAUAGGCGGCCGGCCGGUGCCGGAAGGUGAAGUGUGAUAACUGAAGAGAAACAAAUGAAGAAGUGAUGGUGAAGUGCAGAGAAAUGUGGAUAUGGAUUCUUUUACUUGCUUGUUUUUUUUUUUUUUUUUUGUGUUUUAAUCUAUAUUAUGUAUUAACAAACCCAAGGGUUAUGUUGUAGUAGUA
This is a messenger RNA of Malus domestica (apple), 1815 nucleotides long. RefSeq names its product pectate lyase-like. The record is from RefSeq and is a predicted model, not a curated record. Gene Ontology annotation, molecular function: pectate lyase activity. Lineage: Eukaryota; Viridiplantae; Streptophyta; Magnoliopsida; Rosales; Rosaceae.